This is a messenger RNA of Spinacia oleracea (spinach), 1702 nucleotides long. The record is from RefSeq and is a predicted model, not a curated record. NCBI's taxonomy places the organism in Eukaryota, Viridiplantae, Streptophyta, Magnoliopsida, Caryophyllales, Amaranthaceae.
UCUCCGCAGAAAGCCAAAGCAAAGCAAUAGCAAUUGCAAUUUGCAAAAGAGAGUUGCUACCGCCAUACAAAUUCCUCCUCCCACAUUCUCUCACCUCUCUUUCUUUCUCCUUCUGUGAAUGUCAAACGACGCUUCACUCCAACCCUAACCCUAUCUCCCUCUCUCUCAAUUUCUUCGUCUCCGAGUUUCAUCAAUGGCGUCUCCUGCACCUCGCUCUUUGUCUUCUUCAUCUUCCUCCUCGUCUUCGUCCUUUUGCCCCAGUAUCUCCCCUCCUCCUCGCUCGCCUUCUCGCGCCUCUCUCCCUUUCUCCGUUAAAUGUAAUACUGUUGAGCCGUUGAAGUUGGUUAAUGGAAAGCCAUCUGUCCCAAUCCUUGACGAGCAAUCGCUGCCAAAAUUCCUGCACUCGAAACGGUUGGAAAGUUCUGUAAACAGGAGUAAUACAAGGUUGAAACUGUUUUCUGGCUUGGCAAAUCCUGCACUGGCUAAGGAAGUUGCAUGGUACAUGGGUCUAGAGCUUGGAAAAGUGAAGAUAAAACGGUUUGCUGAUGGCGAGAUUUAUGUGCAGCUCGAGGAGAGUGUGAGAGGGUGUGAUGUAUUUAUCAUUCAACCCACAAGCCCUCCAGCAAAUGAAAAUUUGAUGGAACUUUUAAUUAUGAUAGAUGCGUGUCGUAGAGCAUCAGCAAAAAACAUAACUGCAGUGAUUCCGUAUUUUGGAUAUGCCAGAGCUGACAGGAAGACUCAAGGCCGUGAAUCCAUUGCUGCCAAACUAGUAGCAAAUCUUAUUACAGAGGCCGGUGCUAACAGGGUGCUUGCAUGUGAUCUCCACUCUGGGCAAUCAAUGGGAUAUUUUGAUAUUCCUGUCGAUCAUGUAUACUGUCAGCCUGUGAUACUUGAUUAUUUAGCCAGCAAGGGUAUAGCUUCAAGUGACUUGGUCGUAGUCUCCCCUGAUGUUGGAGGAGUUGCAAGGGCCCGUGCCUUUGCCAAGAAGUUGUCUGAUGCACCUUUAGCCAUUGUGGAUAAAAGACGGCAUGCACACAACGUAGCAGAGGUGAUGAAUCUUAUUGGUGAUGUGAAAGGAAAAGUUGCUGUAAUGUUAGAUGACAUGAUAGACACUGCUGGCACUAUUACAAAGGGUGCAGAAUUGCUGCAUGAAGAGGGUGCUAGAGAAGUCUAUGCAUGUUGCACUCAUGCUGUUUUCAGUCCACCAGCGAUAGAGAGGUUGUCUAGUGGUUGUUUUCAGGAAGUGAUCAUUACAAACACACUUCCAGUAGCAGAAAAGAACUUCUUCCGUCAGUUGACCGUUCUUUCGACAGCAAACCUUUUGGGGGAAACCAUUUGGAGGGUUCAUGACGACAGUUCCGUUAGUAGUAUUUUUCAGUGACAUUAGUCAGUCGACCAACAAAAUACUACUAGUAGCUUAUCUUAUUAAUUAGAGCCACAUCUUUUGUAGUACCAUAUCAUAUGUUUUUAUGUACCCCGUAAUUACCGAUUAGUUCGUUGCCUUUAUAAACUUAGGGUUCAUGUAAACUAGUUGAAUCAAGUUCUCUUUGGGUGAUAUUUGUAUAUUUGUUGUAUUGCCUAUGAUGUACUAUUCUAGAAAUAAGGUGAACCCUUGAGCUCGAGUUUUAGUUAUUUUUAGGUCAUGUAGCUACUUUGUGUUGAACAGUUGGUGAUGCAGCAACGGUAAGGGUAAAUUCCUCAA